AUGGAAAGUGUGAGACAUAGGAUCGCUUUACUAUUCGCCAACGAAGCGGAUAUACAAGAUGUUGAGACAGUCGAAGACGGAGUUAUUGUGUUUCCUAACAGCAAUAUAACAAUACAGGAUAGAUGGACAUACGCAAUUGACUAUGAAUUAGAUAGUAUUAGAAGAAUCAGUUGGAGAAACCCCAGUUCAACUCGUCAAUUUAGUGUGAUAGAGUCUCGCUUGGCCCCUGGCUUUAACAUUUACUCAAAUGACAAAGAGGCAAGGUUAAACUUAUUUGGUAUACAACCUGUAUACUCGCCGAUGUAUAAAUCCUUACACUCAGAGACUUGGAAAAGCAUUAACGAGAUAUUACCAGGUGGUAAAAACCUCAAUAUACCAUGGAAUCCUGAGUUGUGCGACUAUGACAUUCUAAUAACUGCUAAUACCGUUCAAGUUUUCAGUUACUGUUCAUUAGUUGAAAAGAAAAAAUUUGUUAAAGACGCAGGGAAAGUCGAGAUAGGGUUGUUUCAUGUAGAUACUGAGGAUGAAGAAGAUAUCAAUCUGAGUGGAUUGAGAUGUACAUGGGAAGACACUAGCAACAAUAUUGGCAAAUGUGAAAAAACAACUCUUUUUUAUAAACCAUUCCAUCUAUACGUUGAUGAUUCAUCAGACAUUGCACCAAUUACAAUUGAAAAUACUAAUGGUUUACAUCCUAAAAUGAAAAUCGAUUUAAGUGGAAUAAGAAAGGAUAAGGAUUGUAGACAUUUCGUGUUCUCUCAAUUACCUUCUGAAAUUUUUGUUGAUAAAUUCCAAUCACCUGGGUCUAUAGUAUUUGGAUUAGAUGACUUGGAGUUGCCAGAUUACAAAGUUAACUCAUUGUCUUGGGGCUCCGAGUCCAUAGUUACAUUAAAAGAAGGACAGAUCAAUGAAAUCACAUAUUUCUCACGCUACUUAGAACCAAAAGAGAGAGCCUCUAAUAAAACAGUAGGAUUUGAACCAAUUCUUUUCAAGGCAUGUCAAGUAGGCAAAGAAGAGGACCUGUCAAAUCCUUUCUACUCCAGAAGUCUAGGAUACGAAGCUUAUUUUUCGGAAAAUACUAAAUUCUAUCACAUUAACUCCACUUCUGUACAUGUUAAUAUUCCUUAUCCGAACAAAAAUGAUAUUGGGAAUAUAGAAUAUACAACCUUUGGAAUUGUUGUUCUAGCAAUUUGUUAUUUGAUCUAUAAAUUGUUGAGACCUUCGAGGAAAUUAUCUACAGUAAAGAGGGACUAA
Messenger RNA from Nakaseomyces glabratus, 1251 nucleotides. It is a transcript of the gene PBN1, whose product is annotated as Pbn1p. Lineage: Eukaryota; Fungi; Ascomycota; Saccharomycetes; Saccharomycetales; Saccharomycetaceae. The record is from RefSeq and is a predicted model, not a curated record. Gene Ontology annotation, biological process: GPI anchor biosynthetic process. Gene Ontology annotation, cellular component: endoplasmic reticulum membrane; glycosylphosphatidylinositol-mannosyltransferase I complex. Gene Ontology annotation, molecular function: mannosyltransferase activity.